GUGGCAUGCGCAUAAAUACAGAAUAUAGUUAAAUACGAGGCAAUCAUGGCGGAUGCAUGGUCUUGUGGAAGAUCCGUCACAAAGGUGUGUUUUUCUGAUAAUUUUUUCUCUAGAUGUGAUAGCUUUAGCCUCAAAAACGGUGCAGUACUUAGUAAUAGUCAUUCCAUACGAAGUUAAUUUCUGUUUGUUUAACCGUUGAUACACUAGAAAACGUCUAUGUGGCUACUGUCAUGUUUGAUCUUUUGGCUCAAUAUUUCGCCCGCCUGGCCCUUUUAUUUGCCUGGAAUUGCUCCGAUUGACUACGAAAAAGGCGAAAAACUAGAAGUCAAGGUACGGUCUUUUAAACCUCAAAUAUUAUGAUCUAAUAUUAUGCGGGCAUCCUUGGUAAAUCGUCAGAUUUUGAUGCUUUUACACUAAACUUGUUUUUGUUUUUACUUGUUCGAUUCAAAAUUGAUAAUAGCUGUAUGGUGGAAUUUUUUGUCUUUUUUUUCCAAUUUUUAUUUCCGAUCAUCAAAGACAAUUGUAUCUUUUUAAUACAAACCUCAAGAUGCAUCUCCGUAGAUUUUUUGCCUUAUUAACACGGUUGCUAUGACUUCACCUAUUGCUUCAAAGCUUGAAAAAAUCUAGAUUAGUGCUGUAAGGUGGUAAUAGCUGUCAUGUUUGAUUUGGAUGGUCUUUGGAAUGUACAGGCUGUAAAAAUGACAAGCAUCAAGACACAGCUUCCCUUUGAGUACUACUCUAUUCCCAUCUGUAAGCCUGACAAUUUACAGUACAAGCCAGAAAACCUUGGUAGGGCUGAUUUCUUGCAUUUUUUUAUUUUGUAUUUAGAUCAUAGUGCAAACUUUUGUAAUGUUCAAUUAAAAAAACUAAUUUUCAUGAUACACUACAUUGUUUAUUUAUUUGAUGGGAAGCAUGGAAAAAAGGUCCUUUGGAAUUCACAUCUUAUUUGAAACAUUGUAAAUCAUUAUUUUGCGGGAACUCUGAGGCUAAUGAGAAUAAAUUCUGAAAUCAGAGGUAAAACACUGCUUCUGGUAGUUGAUUUUUGUCUUUUAUCUUUUUUUUCUUUCUUUCUUGUAAGAAAAUUUACUCAUUUGCCGUUUAGAGUAUUGUCUUAAAAACAAUGUGCUUUGUCUGUAGGGGAAGUACUUCGCGGUGACAGGAUUGUAAAUACUUUAUAUGAGGUUUGUAUCCUUCUUCUUUAACACUGUAGCACACAAACACACUAUAAUGAUAUAGUUGUAGGAGGUGAAACUGUACUUCUUCCUGUAUCAAGAUAUAAGAGACAUUUACCCCUGAAUUCUUUUUAGUUUGCCAUUUGAAACAUAAGUUAUUUUGGCAAGUAAUAUACAGCUGUUUCAAGAAAGUUUGCAAAUCGUAUAGUGUAAGAAUGCAUGCAAAAACCCUGAAAGGUAUUGUGGGUAUACUUUACAGUUGCAGGUCAUGAUUUAUUGACUGAGGAUUUUGGGGAAAUCUGUAAAAAUUUCACUUUAAGUACAAGGCAUCUUGUUCUUAAUGAGUUUUUUAUUUAUUUGCCUGCACUUUUGGCUUUUUUUCUGACAACCUUUCUUGAAACAGCUGUAGAUUAAAAGGAAUUUUUUUAGUGAAUUCUUUAGUCUUUAUCAAUUGUUAAUCUAAUUUUUUUCUCUACCAAGUCACUAACUUGCAUUCUCAAGCAACCUUCUGCCCUCUUCUGACCAUUUUACAGUUUUCAUUUGCUGGUACUACUGAGCUUUUUUGUUGCUUUGUAGAUAAGAAUGGCACAAAACAAAGGUUGCACUUUACUCUGCAAGCAAACAACUGUGAAUACAGAGCAAUCUACGAAACUUUCCAAGCUGAUAUCAGAUGAAUACCAUGUUCACAUGUGCGUAGUUUCUUAUUUUAGUUUCUUUUCCUAUUUUGUUUUAAUCCUUUUAUCCUUUGUCAUUUUGUCUUCUUUCUUUUUUUUACUUCCUAAUGAGUGUCAUCAUUUUCUAAUCUCCUAAUUUUUACAUGCUUCUGUUAAUUAAAUGGUUUUGGUAACUUUUUCAAUAAGUGGCUGCUACUGAUAUAAUGGACUGCUGUGCCUUGAAAGUGGCUGCAGGGCCCCAUUCUCCUAGGGGGGUCUAGGCUUCCCCUUGACCUCAUAAAAAUCUGGAAUCUAGAAGCUUGGAAAUGUAAUUUUUCUUCUCUGAAUUCCUUCUAGCCAUUCUCUUGUGUUGUAUUCACUUAUUUUCUCCUUUCAUCUCUUAGUGACUGGAGCAUGUUUUAACUUCUCACAAAACUGCUUUAUGAACAAUUUCAGGGUUAUUGAUAAUCUACCUGUGGCAACAAAAUUUGUUCUUGAGACUGGCCAGGUAAGGACCAUGAUUGCAAAAAAUUUUAAUGUGAUUCUGUUUUACCCAAAUAAUACUCUUUUCAGAACAAUUUUGAAAUGUCUCUUUUUCCACCUCAAUGUAAUGCAUAAAAAAUUGCUAAAUUUAAUUAUUCAGUAUGUGUGGCAGUUAUCGGACACAAUCGGAAUCUACAUUGUACCAGCAUGUUUGGGUUUGUUCAUGAUUUUGUAUCUUUUUCCUUAAUUAGGUGCAGUAUGAUCAUGGAUUUAAACUUGGAUUUACCAGAGAGAAGGUUAGUAACAGGAAAAUAAAUGCACUGUCUUGAUAUACAGUCACUCUCUCUCUCUCUUAGUACUGCCAGUCUUGUUAUCAAUGCUAGUUUUUAAUUUGGUUUUAUUAUUGAUGAAAAACCUCUAAAAUGAAAAAAAAUGUAAUCAGAAUAUUUUUAAAAAUUCUGUCACUCUCUCAGUAAAGGCUCAUUAAUUUCAUAAUUUUGUUCUUUUUGUGAUGAGGUGAUUAUUUUGAUUGAUAUUCAAAUUCUCAUCAGAAUUAAAUGGUGGAUUGUCCUUUUUUUCAGGAGACUUACCUUAAUAAUCAUUUGAUGAUGGUCCUCAAAUAUCAUACUUAUGACAAGUAAGCAAACUUUUUCCUUGAAUUUCUUUUUCAGCAGUGAGUUUCGUCUCUCUUUGCAAGUAAAUUUAAGUUUCUGAUUUUCUUUCUGUAGCGCCACAUUCCGUGUUGUUGGAUUUGAAGUACAUACAAAAAGGUGAGAAAGUUAUUGCAUGGAAAUUAGAAUCAAUGAACAUAAAUCAAGCCAUGAUGUCAGGUGCUCUCCCCUGCCUUGGGAGCUUGGGACCUGCCCAAUCUCUAUUAGCUUCUUUGGCCACAUGGCUCUGAGAACCAAUAAUGUGAUGUAACUAAUUGUUACAAUUUAGUAGGAUUGAUUCGAAUUUCUUUUUUCAAUUUUUGGUAGUGUGGCAACAGAUGCUAUAGCUGUGGAAGCAAACAGUAAUAAAUGUUCGUUUUUGAGUGAGAAGCCAUCUAAUCUGCAGAUUACUCCUAACCGUAAGUUUGAUUUUCAUUAAUGUUGUACAAAGUGACAGAUGAAGCUAAAAUAUGAUUAAAACCAAAAAAGAGGCAUGCAAGGCAUAGCCAAGUGAAAAUGAAAAAAAAAAUCAAGGAUUUUUAGAAGAUUGUAUUAAAGAAAUACCUCAACUAAAUGAUUGCUUGAUAUGCAUUUUUUUUUUGAGACCAAUGUUUUGGUUUUUAUGCCAUUGAAAAAGUUUUAAAAAAGUUCAUCCCAACUGGAGGAGUUUUUAAUAUCCAAAGAGCUUGAACCCUGAAGAGGUCCAUUGUCACUUUGAGAUGAAUAGUAAACAACUACAAUCACUUUUUUUUGUCGAUCAUGUGCCAAUGAGAUGUUAGAGAUGUUGGAUCAAUAUCAAUAUCUGGGCAACUGCCCACCUACCCCUCCCCUAAUUCAACAACAGUCAAUUGACAACAAGUUAAGGUUAAUGUUGGGUUUGGGGAGGGGUAGGUGGGCAGUUGCCCAGAUACUGAUAUUGAUCCGAGAUGUUGAUAGGGAUUGAAAUCGAAAUCAGAAUGAUGACAGAGAUAUGAAUUUCUUAGAAGCUGUCUAUAUGCAGCUGAAUUUGAUGGUUCAAGUGUCAUAAUAGUUCAUGCUUAAUAACAUUUUGUUGUUGAUUUUAUAUUGAUAGAGGACAAUGCUGUGGUGUUGACGUAUUCUGUAACUUGGGAGGUAGGUCAAGAUGUGAUAAUUAUCAUCGUAAAUUUUAAAUUUCUUUAAAUUCUAUUUGAUUGAUACAGUAUGUGAAAGAAACUGAAGAUUUAUUUGAUUAGCUUUAAGAGAGGAGUAAUUUCCAAAAAUGUAAAGUAAACAAGCAAAAAAAAAACUAUUUAAUGAAUGUUUCUCUUAUGGUGUAACAGGAAAACCCUUUCCAAAAAAACUUGUUACUUUUUGGGAGUUCUUACCAUGAAACUCAGAAAACUAUGCUUACUGGAAAUAAUUCUAUGACUGGAUUACAGUGUAUGUCAAGAAAAUUUACUCAAUGAAGCAUAAUGUAUCUAACUGUAAUAUUGUAGAACAGAUUUCUGCAGGGCACUAUUUUGUAGGUUGGGGUUUCUUUUCUUGCAUGUCCUUAAUUCCUAUUUCAUCAGUCACAUCAAAUAUUCUUAGAAAAAUUCUUAAAUGUUCAUAUUUUUGGGUUUUAUGGUUAAAAGGUCAAAGAAAUAAGGGGGUGCUAUUGUGUAGAGCUUUGUAAUCAUCACUAUGUGAUAUUGUAUUUCUCUUUAUUACUUUCGUACAGGCCAGUGAGAUUGUCUGGGCUUCACGUUGGGACACAUAUUUAGCUAUGAGUGAUGUUCAGAUCCACUGGUUUGCUAUAGUCAACUCUGUAGUGAUUGUCCUGUUCUUGUCUGGUGAGUCACCAAUUGCAUGUACCUUAAUUUCUAGCACUAAACUUGUUAAAGAAGAAAAUAUGUUCCUUUCGGUGGUAUUUUGUGAUUGUGCUGAGACUCUUCAGUAAAGUAGAGGGGUGGAGGGCAAUGUAUAGUUUGGAGGGGGGAGGAGGGAGGGGGGAAACUGAAAGGAAGAAGUCUCAGGGAGAAAGUCCCCCUUUGACUCCUGCUUUAGGGAGAAAUCUGGUUGCAGAUAUCCAUGUAAUGGAGAGAGAAAUAUUUACUUACACCUAGCAUGUAUUCAAUAUUUCAUUUAUUGCAUAUUUGGUAAAGUUAGAUUGCACAUGUUAACUGUUAUAUCUUCCUCACAGGUAUUGUCUCCAUGAUAAUGAUAAGGACAUUACGACGUGACAUUGCUCGUUAUAACAAGGAAGAGGAAAUGGUUAGUUAUUUCAAAGGCUCAUCAUUAAUGAAAGCAUUUUUUAUCAUAGAAGUGAACUUGUGAAGCACUGAAUAAUUUUAAUUAUUACCUUUGCUGCGCUGUUUGACCUUUUUGUUGUUAUAAAAUUAGGGUAACUUUAUCAACCACCACCAAACUCCCAGAUUAUGUCAAGGCUUUUUCAGUCAAAUUUAGUUUAAUGGUUAGAAAUUUGACUUUGACCAACUUUUUACAUUUUGAAGUAUGAUAUAAAGUUGAGUGAUAGGUUGAGGAAUAAUCAAAUGAAUAGUGUCAAAAUGUUUCAGUCAGAAGGAAAAAAGUGAUUUUAUUGUUUGCAGGAAGAUACCAUGGAAGAGACAGGGUGGAAAUUGGUCCAUGGUGAUGUGUUCAGACCUCCCAAAAGAGCAUGGCUACUAACUGCAUUUGUUGGCUCAGGGGUGCAGAUCUUUUUUAUGGUCCUCAUCACUCUGGGUAAGAUCAUAUUAAAAUAAUUUGUGAAAUGAUAAAUGAUGUUUUUAUGAGAAAUUGUAGUAAAGUUAAAGAGUGCUGGGAGCUACAGGUGGCAUAGGGUUAAUUUUCAUUGUGUUGUAUCUGGUUUUAGUGUUUGCCAUGCUUGGAAUGUUGUCACCUGCCAGCAGAGGAAGCCUUAUGACAGCAAUCAUAUUUCUUUAUGUUUUCAUGGGGUGAGUGUUUCAAUUAAAAUCAUGUCGAGUUGUGAUCAAAAUUUUUCUACUAAUCUGAAAAUACUAGAUCAUUUUGAUGGUAUUUUUACAAAAUUGAGCACCUACUUCUCAAGGAGAUAUUUAAAUUUUGUAAAGCAAGCAGUCCAACUUGUUGAAGAUGUAAUUGUAUUGUACUGGAAUUGGUAAUAGUGAUGGCCAUGAUGAUAAAGAUAGUGAUGAUGAUGAUGAUGAUGAUGAUGAUGAUGAUGAUAAUAAUAAUAAUAAUAAUAAUAAUAUAAUGAUAGGACCUAGUAUUGUGAUAAGGAUAAUGAUAAUAAUGACACUACUACUACUACUACUACUACUAUUACUAAUAGUAAUAAUAAUAAUGAUGAUGAUGAUGAUGAUGACAAUAACAAUAAUGGUAAUGGUAAUAAUGAUGAUGAAAAAAACUUACAAUAAUCCAGAGUUAAAUUUUCAUUCUCACUAUAAAGUGUUUUUGCUGGAUAUUUUGCUGCUCGACUCUACAAGACAUGCAAGGGCCAGAACUGGAAGAAAUCUGCAGUACUGGUAAGAUUCUUAAUUCUUUUCUUUUUUUAAUUGAACAGUACUAAUAUUACUCACAAUACUCACAGUACAACUUACAGAAACUUAAACUACUUACAAUCUACUUAUUCUACUUACGAUUACAUACAAUACUAGCAUUACUAAGAAAACUCACAUAACUUACUGUACCAACUCUACCAACGAAGCUUACUCUACUUACAAUUACUUACACUUACUUACACUUUUAAAACUUGACAGUUACAAAUUAAUCAAGAGUAACUUUUGGGGUCAGAUGUGUGGUAUGACCUAAAACCUCUAGAAACUGGCCAAGAUCAUUCUAAACUUUUUUUUUUAUUUCAGACGGCUGCUUUGUAUCCUGGAGUUGUUUCUGCAGUCUGUUUCAUUCUAAACUUCUUUAUCUGGGGACAGCAUUCUUCCGGAGCAGUAAGGGAUAAAUUUGAUUGUAUUUGUGCUCUGAAUUUUCUUUAUAUUUUUUGUUUAAUGGUACUUAAUCCAAUUUUGCUGGCAUUUAUCUCUUUUCAGGUUCCCUUUACAACCAUGCUUGCUCUUCUCUCUCUGUGGCUGGGAAUUUCAGUUCCUCUUGUUUUCAUUGGAUACUACUUUGGAUACAGAAAACAUGUUCCUCUUGUUUUCAUUGACAGAUUUCUCCUUUGGAUAUCUAGAAAAUCAUGUAGACAAGUGAUGAGAAUCAAGGAAAAUAUCAAUUUGGGACUACUAAUUGAUCUCAAACAAACAUAAUGAUUUUUUGGCAUUUAGUAUAUAUCUCAUAAUAAGAUUUUUUUGUAUUUAGUGGGAUGUAGAAAAUCCUGUUUCCCAAUACUAUGUAGGUAUCUGUUGUUUUAUUGACCUAAACUAGCAGCUGUAGGUUUUAUAUUUGACAAGAAAUUAAAUAUUCAAUUUUGCUAUGCAUUAUUCAGCCAUAUGAACACCCUGUGAGAACAAACCAAAUUCCUAGGCAAGUUCCUGAUCAGGCCUGGUACAUGAGUCCCUUGCCAAGGUAAGGUUGUUACUUUUUCCUUGAGUGCAACUGAACAUCAUCAUAAACUGUACUGUAUUGAUGAAAACGAGUUACUACUCAAAAGAGACAACUUUUGGAAAUGCCAAAAGUAGGCAUUAGGACCACAAAGUUACCUCUGGACAGACCUACCAGUAUUUAUUGGCAUCUGAUUCAAAUAGAGCAGAGCUCUACUUGAAGCAUAUGCAUAUGCCAAAGAAUGCAGGAGUACAUAUGUUUUUUUUUCUUUCUCAUGACUUAAGUGCUAGUCCCUUUUUUGGAAAUGAGUAUGCAUGUAUAUUUUGGUGUGCCAUUGUGUAAUCUUUGCCAUUUUAUUACUCAUUUUUAGAAACAUCUUUGUCUGGUACACUAAGAAAGAGCCAUGUUUCCUCUUACAGGAGUUGGAAAUGUGUGAAAAUUUUAUUAGCAAUGUAUAUUCCUUGAAAUCUGUUAUUCGAGUAAUUAAUGCUGACUUCCUCUUUCAGCAACCUGAUGGCUGGAAUUCUCCCCUUUGGUGCUGUCUUUAUUGAGCUCUUCUUUAUUUUAUCUGUAAGUAAUCAAAACGAAGUGUCAUUCCUCCCAGAAGUUAAUUCUUGUUAUAGGAACUCAUCUCUUAUCAUCACCUCUAACCCUUUCACUCUCUUAAGUGACCAAGGAGGAGUUUCUCUCUACAGCAUCAAGAAAAAAAAAUUAUAUAUAUCUGGAAUGGGACAUUGUUUGAUUUAGUACUAAAUUCUCAAAAUAAAAAUUAUAAGAAAUGGAUGAGAGAGUGCAGAGAAUGUACAUUUUGAUCUUGGGAGUGGAAGGAUUGAAGAAUUAUUGUAGCAUAACAGUUCCAGCAAAAUAGUUUUUUUAAAGUUACAGUUAAACUGUUUUAUCACAUAGCUAGGAAAUUUGUCUAGUCAAAUUCAAUUGUGCUAGCAUGCUUCAUAUUCCUAUCAUGCAUGCUCAUGACAGCAGCAAACAAAUCUCUCUCGAGAAAAAAAUUUUCCAUCAGGUUGAAAAAGUUAUAAAACAAUCAGUUCAAACAUCAGCUAUAUGUUCAUCGAGAUAUGAAGCACUUGGGAAGUUUGGAGAGCACUCAAGAAGCUAGAGUUGCUCUUGGCUACGCCUCGAGCAACUCUUACACGUCUUUGGUGCUCUCCAAACUUCCUGCAUACUUCAUAUCUCGAUGAAUGCAUGCUGACGCAUGAACCAAUUGUUAAGUAUUGUAUAAUUGUUUUCUCUGCAUUUUUAGGCGAUCUGGGAAAAUCAGUUCUACUAUCUGUUUGGUUUCUUGUUUCUGGUGUUCCUGAUCCUUGCCAGCUGUGUGUCACAGAUAUCUAUAGUGAUGAUUUACUUCCAGUUAUGUGCUGAGGUAGGAGAAAGUCUUUGCAUUUUGGAGGUUAGACCCAAUAAUCCUGUGAAAACAACUGGGGGUGAUCCAAUUGUACAGGUUUCCAUUUUCUCAAGUCCUGUGUUUGAUCUUCCUGAGAGGGGAGGUGCUUCUUCUGAAGGGAAGGUGGGCCUAUUUCUGUAUCAGCAGCUGGUUAUCAAGUUUAACUUUACCAUUCCAUGGUUAAGUUGUGGGAAUAUUCAUUAUAUUAAUUGAAGCCUUAAAAUACAAACUUCAUGUCUGCAUUGAAUUCCACCGCUGAGGAAGCACUGAAAGUUAAAGAGUUGUAGGAGAGAUUGACCAAAGGCAAUAUUCAAUUGCUCUAUCUGGGUUGGGACAUUUUUUGAAAUAUUUUGGUUUUUCUGUGUCGCCCCUCUUUUUUACACUUUGCCAAAAACUGUACUAUCAGCCUUUAUUCUUCAGAAAAUUAACUGCAGUUUAUGUAUAGGUUCAUGAGAGAAAAUUACAACUGAACAAAAAUGGUACACUUUGUUAGACAGACUAAUGCUUGCCACACAACUUAACAAAGGAAAGUAGAAGAAAGACAUCAAAAUGCUUAAAGUGAUAACCACCAUUUUUAUUUUUCUUGCAGGACUACCACUGGUGGUGGAGAUCAUUCUUCAUGUCUGGUUCAUGCUCCAUCUAUGUGUUCUUUUAUGCAGUAUUCUAUUUUGUUACAAAAGUGAGUUUCACUAGAUAGUUACUGUUUCUUUACAGCUGUUACUGGUCUAUAGCUCUAUACGGAUGUUAUUUCCUUCAACUUUUAAUUUUUCAUACUAUCUGUACUGUCUAUAAAUCCAUACUGCAAGUUUAAGAAUCUAGGUUUUUUUUUUAUUUUUUCUGUUCAGAUUUAUGGCCUGUGCACUCUUUGCUGGGUUAUACGCUGUAAAUCUGAGCUGAAAAAUACUCUUGAAAGUCCCAAUACCAUGAUGGCCACAAAACCACAUUUUAAAAUCAAAAUUUAAACAAUAGAGAAGCAGUUUCUGGCACUCUAACCUGUCCAUUUUGUUUCUGUAGCUGAAAGUUUUAUUUUAUAAUUUUCAAAACUUUCUAAACCCUUCUCUUGAAUGAAAACAGAACAGCUUUAUGGGUCCAAUAAGUUACUGGAACCUUCAAGAAAUGGGCCUCUGGUCUGUAUCUCACAGUACAGACCUUGAAGUUGGUUAGUAAGAUGUAUAGAUUUGUUAAAUUACAAAACUUACUGUGGAAUUCUCCUCUUCUCUUUGUUGUAGCUUGACAUCCAAGAUUUUGUCCCAGGUCUUUUGUAUUUUGGCUACACAUUUAUCAUGGUGUUGUCCUUCUGGUUGCUGACAGGAACAGUUGGAUUUUAUGCCACAUACCUGUUCAUCAGGCACAUUUAUGCAGCAGUGAAAAUUGAUUGAGGUGGAGCACCACGCGAAAGAACCAAUUUAUAGUAACACUUAAACAGCAACUAGGGGAGAGAAUUGGCAGUAAUGGACUAGUUUUAGUCCUAUGUACAUGCAUAUGGUGACACCAUGCUUUUAAGAUAUCAACUGUCUCUUUUAGUAAUGAACAAUUUUGCUGAAUUUGAAUGUUCAACAUUCUUCAUUGGAAAUUUGUUUUGUCUAAAUGUGCUGGUGGAAUAAUUUACUGUACACCAUUUAUUUUGUUGAUUUCAAUUAGAACAUUUACCUUGUGUUUAACGAUGAGAAAAUGAUUUUUUAACAGAACAUUCCUUUUAUGUAAGUUUUCAGGCAGGAUUUGCUUGAAGUAAUUCUUAACAA
This is a messenger RNA of Pocillopora meandrina, 10512 nucleotides long. The record is from the annotation of a GenBank genome assembly. Lineage: Eukaryota; Metazoa; Cnidaria; Anthozoa; Scleractinia; Pocilloporidae.